AUGACGAGCAACCCCAGCUACGAUGCGACCGGCGUCGAGUCCUACUCGAUCCCGGACUUCCACUUCUCCAACGGCACGACGCUGCACGACCUGCGCGUGGCGUACCGGUCCUUCAACGCCUCGUCGACCGCGGGCGCGGUGCUCAUCCCGACCUGCUACUCGGGCCUCAUCAACACGACGCUGACGUUCACGACGGGCCCGCACGCCGCGCUGGCCGCGUACCACGUCAUCGUCGUGGCGAUGCUGGGCAACGGCGAGUCGGCCAGCCCGAGCACCAAGCCGUUCUUCCCGGAGGCCGGCACGCUGCGGUACUCGGACGUGGUGCGCGCGCAGCACGCCCUGCUCACGCAACAUCUCGGCGUGCGCGGCGGGCUCGAGGCCGUCGUCGGCUUCAGCAUGGGCGGCCAGCAGGCCUACCACUGGGCCGUCAUGUACCCGGGCUUCGUGAAGCGCGUGGUGGCCAUCUGCUCGAGCGCGCGCACCAGCCUGCACAACUACGCGUUUCUCGAGGGGCCCGUCGCCGCCCUGACCAGCUCCAUCGACUACGUCGCGUGGAAGGCCAUGAAGGCCAAGGUCGCCGCGGGGGAGCCCGUCGGCGUGCACCUCAAGGAGGUGCUGCCCAAGACCGGGCUGCGCGCGUUCGCCCGCGCCUACGCCGCCUGGUUGACGUCCCCCGCGUGGUUCCGCCAGCGGCUGUUCACCACCAUGGAGGGCUCGCCGGCGAGCGUGGAGGAGUGGAUGCGCGCGCGCGAGGAGGGCACGCUGAAUUGGGAUGCCGAGGACUUGCUCGUCCUCGCGCGCAUGUGGCAGAUGGGGGAUAUCGGGGCCGUCACGGACGCCUCGGAGGCGGAACCACCUGUCACUCCCGCCCAGACGCAGCUGGGUGGCAAGGUCCCCGACGACGCGGCCUUCCAGGCGGCCCUCCGUGGCAUUCAGGCCAAGGUGCUGCUCAUGCCGUGUCGGACCGACCAGUAUUUCCCGCCCGAGGAUUCAGAGGUGGAGAUGAAGUUCCUGCAGCGUGGCACCCUCGCCGUCAUUGAGAGCGUGUGGGGGCAUGUUGCCGGUGGAGGGUUGAAUCCGGCGGACACGGCGUUUAUGAACGAGAGGAUUGCCGAGUUUAUGAAGACGGAGUGA
Molecule: messenger RNA, 1134 nt
Organism: Cladophialophora carrionii CBS 160.54
Lineage: Eukaryota; Fungi; Ascomycota; Eurotiomycetes; Chaetothyriales; Herpotrichiellaceae
Exons: 1
Coding region: 1-1134 (377 amino acids)
Biological process (GO): biosynthetic process
Molecular function (GO): acyltransferase activity, transferring groups other than amino-acyl groups
Source: RefSeq, a predicted model, not a curated record